UCCGCCAAGGGGGUUAACGGCCGUGGUCACAAAGUGUCAUGUCCUCCCGAAAACUUCGAACCGAUUGUAAAGUAAGCAAGUACUAAAGUGUCAGCAUGAGCGCGGACGUGCUCGCGCAGCUGGCCGCCGUCAUGGAGUCGCUCGUGCACGCCGCUGUGGCCGAGCUCCACAAGCAGCAUUCAGGGGGAGGAGGGGGCGGCCCGCCGGACGACCUCCGCCCCGGAGAGGAGCCUCCGUGGGCGGCCAGCGUGCGCAGAGAGAGCCGCGAACAGCUGGUGUACUUUGCCGCCAUCUUGGAGACGCUGGCCAACGAGGCUUUGGGGAAGAUCGUCAACAUCGUGGACGGCGUCGCCCCGAGGCGGACUGACAGCAGAGCGCACGGCGGCGAGACAUCGCAGAUAGCCAUCGUCAGCGUCCUCGACAAGGCCUGCGUGGAGGCGGAGCACUCGUACGGCGUCCCUCCGGUGGGUCACGGCGCCCCCGUACUCGCUCAGGAAGAACCACCUGAAGAGACGCCGUUGACCCUGGCCGUCAGUGUCAAAGACCAGCACGGACGCGUGGACCUGGACGCCAUUGCUGAGCGUGAGAACCUGAUCCGGCACACCGUAAUUGGCACAACGGCAAGAACAAAAUGCGCCGGACUGGACGUGGCUCCGCUAGCGAGCUCGGACUCCAAAGAUUUGGCAGCGGACGGCAUCACGCACGAGAGGAAGUCCUCCGCGUUGCCGAGUCCACUGGCCUCACGCCGCCACGCGGCACAGGAGAGCCCCAGCGCCUCCCCCGAGCGGGUGCGGUUCCGGGCGCGCUGUGCAGCCGAGAAGCCCUUCGCCUGUGAGCAGUGCGGCCACCGUUUCACCCUGAAACAAAACUUACGGCGCCACGCCCGCGGCCACGUGGGCAGCAAGUCGUUCUGCUGCGGCGUGUGCGGGAAAGGCUUCACGCGCGCCAUCACGCUCAAGACGCACGAGCUGAUCCACACGGGCCAGAAGCCCCUCAAGUGCGAGCAGUGCCCCAAAACCUUCCGGCACACCGUCAACCUGAAGAACCACCUGCGCAUCCACAGCGGCGUGCGACCCUUCGCCUGCGACGUCUGCACCAAGACUUUCCGCCAGGCGGUCAACCUGAAGAUCCACCGCCGCGUGCACACGGGCGAGCGGCCAUACGCGUGCCGCCGCUGCGGCAAGACCUUCAGCCAGCAGAGCAGCCUGAUCGCGCACGGUCGCACGCACUCGGCUGAGCGGCCGUUUGCCUGCGUCUCCUGCGGCAAGCGCUUCAACAGUGCCAACGGCCUCAAGCUGCACGUGCGCGUGCACACGGGCGAGCGGCCGUACGCCUGCGAUGUCUGCGCCAAGACCUUCAGCCAGGGCAGCCACCUGCGCACGCAUAAGAGCCACGUGCAUGCCGGCGGCAAGCGCUUCAUCUGCGACAGGUGCGGGAAACGCUACGCCGACGGACGCAACCUGAAGACUCACAAGUGCGGCUACGCGUGACGGUGUGACGCCGCCCCCUCGACGCAUUCCCUGCAUCAAGUUUUUUUUAAUUGCACAGGCUCCAAGUUUCUUAUUUCAUUGAAAGAAUUUUGAGAAAGGCCGCACGUCAGAGGGUCGGCGGUCACGCUCUCGGCUCGUCGUUGGCUCGUGCUCACGUGGGCCUGCGUUUGUGCCCAAAACAUUGACUGGUGACCAAUCGGUUGUUUGUCCGUGUGUGCCCCGACAAUAUCGCUGACUGGCGACCUGUCCAUUGUCAUGUGGUGUUACAGCUGUCUUUGUUCAGUUGAGUUGAGAACAUUUAAUAUUUACAAGUGCAUCUCAAUAAAUUACAAACACAAAACUUCAUGUAUACAAUGAUUUGUAUGGCGUGCCGUUUGUAAAGCGGCUCGCUCUGAAAAUAACAGCAACAUUU
Molecule: messenger RNA, 1902 nt
Organism: Phycodurus eques (leafy seadragon)
Lineage: Eukaryota; Metazoa; Chordata; Actinopteri; Syngnathiformes; Syngnathidae
Exons: 5
Coding region: 96-1490 (464 amino acids)
Biological process (GO): regulation of transcription by RNA polymerase II
Molecular function (GO): DNA-binding transcription factor activity; RNA polymerase II cis-regulatory region sequence-specific DNA binding
Source: RefSeq, a predicted model, not a curated record